Closterium sp. Naga37s-1 is the source of this 1263-nucleotide messenger RNA. Lineage: Eukaryota; Viridiplantae; Streptophyta; Zygnematophyceae; Desmidiales; Closteriaceae. The record is from the annotation of a GenBank genome assembly.
AUGCGGUACCCCCGCUUGCGCUACCCCCCCGUGCGUUAUCCCUGCAUGCGGUACCCCCGCUUGCGCUACCCCCCCGUGCGUUAUCCCUGCAUGCGGUACCCCCGCUUGCGCUACCCCCCCGUGCGUUAUCCCUGCAUGCGGUACCCCCGCUUGCGCUACCCCCCCGUGCGUUAUCCCUGCAUGCGGUACCCCCGCUUGCGCUACCCCCCCGUUCGUUAUCCCUGCAUGCAGUACCCCCCCUUGCGCUUCCCCCCGUGCGUUAUCCCUGCAUGCGGUUACCCCCGCGGGCGCCCGCGUUACCCCAUUUCAAGUUCCGCGCUUCCCCCUCCUCUUUGCGCAGUGCAGGCGCGCGCGGGGAGGCGCGAGGCCGGAAUUGCUCUUGGUGGCGCGCGGGGGAAAGGGGAAGGACGGAACCCGCUUCUGGCGGGAGUGAGUGGGGAAGAACAGGAAACCGCUCGGCGAGUGCUGGAACUGGCCGAUCGUUCGCUCGCCUCCUAUUCAGUGCUGCAUUCAUCCUUCCUCUCCCCCGCCUCCCAAGCCGCCAUCAUGCCCGUCCUCUCCAACAUGGCUGACGUCACUGCCAUCCUCUCCGGUGGUUACUUCCAGGCGGAGCGGUGCAGAGUCUCAGUGGGACCCACAGAGCUGAUGGCAGCGGAGGGAGUGGGUGCAGACGCUGCUGCUGAUGAUGCUGUACCAGCACUGGCAGCUGGGUACCCAGGAGCCGUUGCAGCAGUGAGGGUAUCAGGCGCGUUCAAGCAAACGACAGUGUCACACGGUGACUUCCUGGGAGCAGUGCUGGGGACGGGGAUCACAAGAGACAAAGUUGGCGACGUCAUUCUUCUGGAGGGCGAGGGAGCACAGGUGAUAAUUUCACCAGACCUACAGGACUUCCUUUUCUCAUCGCUCACUGCAGUGCACCGCGUGCCAGUCACAGUACAGCCCAUUACUCUCGCGGAUCUCUCAGUUUCCCCUCCCAGAAUUGAUACGCUCCGCACGGUGGAAGCUUCCUUGCGUCUCGACGCCGUCGCCAGUGCUGCAUUCCGCCUCUCCCGCUCGAAAUUCACCGACCUCAUAGCCAAAGGGGACGUGCGAGUGAAUUGGAGGGAGGCGGCUAAAUCAGGAGUGGUGCUGAAGAGUGGUGAUGUGGUGUCAGUGCGGGGAAAGGGAAGAUGCAAGACAGGACAGGUGGGGUUCAAGAGUGGUGAUGUGGUGUCGGUGCGGGGGAAGGGAAGAUGCAAGGUGAGGAGGGGGGAAUCAGAUUAG